This is a messenger RNA of Puntigrus tetrazona (Sumatra barb), 2625 nucleotides long. RefSeq names its product protein lin-28 homolog A-like. The coding region runs from base 1 to 591 and encodes 196 amino acids. The transcript has 4 exons. NCBI's taxonomy places the organism in Eukaryota, Metazoa, Chordata, Actinopteri, Cypriniformes, Cyprinidae. Gene Ontology annotation, molecular function: nucleic acid binding; zinc ion binding. The record is from RefSeq and is a predicted model, not a curated record.
AUGGCAGAGGGAGGCUGUACGAAAACGGAGGAGGAGGAAGGGCAGGCCGCAGAGGAAGACCCUCAGUCGUACCACGGCGUGGGUGUGUGCAAGUGGUUCAACGUUCGGAUGGGUUUCGGCUUCCUGUCCAUGAGCACAAGAGAUGGCGUGCCUUUAGAAAGUCCAGUCGACGUGUUUGUCCAUCAGAGUAAACUGCACAUGGAGGGCUUCCGAAGCCUGAAGGAGGGUGAGGCUGUUGAGUUCACGUUCAAGAAGUCCUCCAAGGGUCUCGAGUCCCUGCGGGUGACGGGUCCUGGAGGAGCUCACUGUCUGGGCAGUGAGAGGAGACCCAAAGGCAAAAGCAUCCAGAAACGCCGGGCCAAAGGAGACAGGUGUUAUAAUUGUGGCGGUCUGGACCACCAUGCCAAAGAGUGCAAGUUGCCUCCCCAACCCAAAAGAUGCCAUUUCUGCCAAAGUGUCGCACACAUGGUCGCCAACUGCCCCGCCAAAGCCCAGCAGUCCUCUCAGGGGUUUCAGGAGAAGUCUGGCGGUUUCAAAGAAGAGAAAUCGGAGCACAGCCAUUCCCCGCCACCCGCAGGGAGCGCCGACUGAGACGGCAGAGGACGCCGGGACGACGCUUAAUAAACCAAUCAUAUCACUAUACUGGAAAGACAAAUGCUAAUGCUGCUGUUGGAACUCCCUCAGGUCUAUAAGAGCAACAGAUGAGAAGAAUGUAACGUUUUUAUUGGUUUAACACUCAGGAACAGAGCUGCUCUCAGGAAUUUCAGUACAAUGUUUGGUGCGCAGAAGUAGCUAUCUCAUAUCUCAUUCGGGGGACGUUUACACGACAGCGGUUUGCUAAAAACGCAAAUGUUCUCCUUUGCGUUUUGCUUUUUAAGUUUUUAAUAGACAAAAUGAUCCCCGUUUACACUAAUCCACGUAAAAAACCUGAACAUGCUGUGUUAUGCAUGCCAGGCCAGUAGUUGGCGAUAUCACUUUGUAAAGAAACACUAUGCACCUGCAAACAUACGCAUUUUUACAUACUGGCGCAUGCCUACAGACUGGACCCGUUAUGAAAUUAGCAUUGCAAAGUCAUUUUUGCGGCUUACAGCGAGAAAAUAAUGGUAUUGUUUUAAAAAAAUAGCUUUAUACUUUUGCAUUUUCAUUUCCCGUUUUAACGAAUGGCCAAAACGCAUCGAAAACAGCAUCGUGUAAACGGCCCCUAGUGAUUUUAAAAAGUGUUUUCUCUACUGAGCUUAUCCACAAGUAAUAUACUCAAAACAAAGAUCUUAUUCUUACAGAUUAUUGACUGAUUGAUGCAUUUGAAUGUUUCUUGUAUCUCUUUUAAGAAAACGCUUUGGCGGUGUUUUGGGAUGGGUUUACGUUUUUUGAAGAUUUGGCGAUUGCCAGUUUCGCAAUAGACUGUCCUGAUCACCAGGGACCAAUUGAAUGUUCAACCGCUGACCUGGCUCUCUCAACCAGCGGCUUAUUUUACACAUGUCCGAAUCCGUCGUUAGUGACCUGCGGUUAUCUUCAAACAAUAUUAGACAUGAAAGUAAAUAAUCAAUCACACUUUUAUCUCUAAACUUCAGUCUGCAGUCAAAUCUCGGCUCGGUGUUUGCUAUCUUGUCUUAAAUGCUGCUGAUCUGCGUGUCUGCUAGCAAUAUAUUUUGUUAUUUGUCUUUGACAAUUGGCCUCAGGGGUUUCUCGGAGAAAGAUAGAGAUAUAAGUUAUUCUUUUGAACAAAUGUUGCCCGUUCCUACGUCGAUGGUGAAGACAUCGGCUCCUUUCUCUAGCUGCCUGUAUUGUUUGGAAUGUAUUUAACAGCCUUUUACUCCCAUUUUACAGGAGAGCUGAAAGACUUUAAGACAUAUUUAAUAUAUAUACGUAUAUAUAUAUAUAUAUAUAUACAUACUGUUUAUGUAAACCUUUUAUUAGCAUUUGCGCAUAGUAUUUAUUUAUAGCAUCGUGUUCUGCAUCUUCUCCGCAAUGUAAAAGAGACUCGGGCUCCUACCUCAAGUAUCGUUUCCUAAAAUACCUCAACCGUCAUGUGCCACGAAUCAGCCGAUAUCGCUGAAUUGAUAUGUGUGUGUUUGUGUCGUAUUGCACUGAUUUUGUUACAUCGUGGAGCAUUGUGAUUUCUCUCCGUCUGUGUUGAAGUCUGCAUUGCACUCUGCCUCAUCUUUACAGAUUUAUGCUUUAUUUUCCAGUCGCUGUUUGACCUAUAAAUGCCUUUUAUUUCAGUGUUGAAUCAUGACUGAACUCAGGAAGUAGGCUACGUCGGAUUACUCAAGGAGUGUGAGCAAGACACCAUUUGUGACAUGAAUUUUAUUAUUUUAUUAUUAUAGCUCCUUACAUCAUGAUCGCUCUAAUUAUUGAGAUUUGUGGAUCAAGCAGGAAAGUAUAUCCUAUCUAGAAUGUUGUGGUUGUCUCUUAAAUAAACUGGAAACAUAACGAUAUCUAAUCCAUUCCUUUAUGCAAUAAGUUUUAAGUUCAUGUUUUCGUUGUAUUUAAUAAAGAAGAAAUCAUACCAGUUUUGCACCAUUUAGAUGUACUCAUGCUGUUUUUGACUAUCCUGUUGAACUUGGGAAUCACUUAUUGAACUUUUGAAUGUAAUGUGAAGUUUUCAAUGGUUUUGUCAUUAAU